Molecule: messenger RNA, 2173 nt
Organism: Musca domestica (house fly)
Lineage: Eukaryota; Metazoa; Arthropoda; Insecta; Diptera; Muscidae
Product: neprilysin-4
Exons: 1
Coding region: 29-2086 (685 amino acids)
Biological process (GO): protein processing
Cellular component (GO): plasma membrane
Molecular function (GO): metalloendopeptidase activity
Source: RefSeq, a predicted model, not a curated record
UACUCGAAUGUAAAACGACGACGUUGAAAUGUUAAAAUUUUAUUUCGGAGUAUGUCUGCUUGGAGCGUUAGUAGCCUGGUUGGCGGAAUCGAGGAUCCUGCGUUCGGUGGAUGAUCCAGUACUUCAAUCCAAAGCCAAGGAAAUGUUGAAAUAUAUGAACAUGUCCGUGGAUCCCUGUGAAGAUUUCUAUGAAUUUACCUGUGGCAAUUGGAAUCGUUACCACUCGGCCGAAUUGGAAAAUGAGCCGGCAACGGGUCUCUUGGAAACCCUGCAAAAGUCACUGGAUCAAAAACUCAUUGAAAUCUUGUCCACGGAGGAGUCUAAGGAUACCGCAGUGGAUAAGAAGAUAAAGGAUUUUUAUAAAUCUUGUUUGAAUCUACCCAAUCUUGAGAAGAAUUAUGCGGAAAAGUUAAAGAAAUUGAUUGCAGAAUUCGGCGAAAUGCCAGCCUUGGUGGGUGGAAAGUGGCAGGAGGAUCAAUUUGAUUGGCUGCAGACAAUUGGAGAAAUUUAUCAUAAAUAUGGUAUUGGAAUUAUUACCAGUGUUGAAGUGGCCGUGGAUUUGGCGGACAAUAGUGUAAAUCGUUUGUAUUUUAACCAACAAGAUUUGACCCUGGAGGGCAAGGCAGUUUACAGCGACAAUGACAAGAUGAAUUUAGUGAAGCGGCUCACCAAUAUUGUGGCCUCUAGGCUAGUGGUAUUCUUGAACAUGGAUGUGAAAUUGGCCAUAAAAACUGCCAAGGAAAUUGUUCAAUUUGAGGCGGACUUGGCCCGAGGUGUGGAUGAGAUAGAAUCUGUGGCAGAUUUUCAAGAUAUGGUCGAUUUAAGUACCCUGGAAGAGGCCCAAGAGAAAUACGGCUCGGAAUUGGAUCUGAAGAAACUGGUGGAAUUGUCUUUCGGUUCCAUACCCCCAUUGAAGGUGUAUAUCAGCGAGACUUACACUCGAAACCUUAUUGAAGUUAUGAAAAAAACUCCCCCCAGGCAGGUGGCAAAUUUUAUUUUCUACAAAUUGAUUAGCAAAUUUUUGGUCUCCAUUCCGGAGGACAAGGAUGAUUUGCCUCUAAACUGUUUGAGUGACAUGAAGACAUAUUUUUCCAAAAUAUUUGAUAAUAUGGUCUAUCGCAAGUACAAAACCCAGGAAAUUGAGCAGGGUAUACGACUCAUGUGGCAUCAAAUUAAGGAGGCCUUCAGGGAUACCCUGGAAUCGCAGCACUACAAUUGGAUAAGUCCUGCCACACGAAAAUAUGCAGUGGAAAAACUGGGCGCCAUGGAAAUGGAUAUAGUCUCAUAUCAGGAUUAUGAUUUCAAUGACCUCUAUGUCGAUCUCAAGGUGGACAACAAGGACUAUGUGGAAAAUCUGAAAUCCCUAUAUGCCCUGGGGGCCAAACAAAAUCGUGAAAGUAUCAACGAAGAACCUCAACCCAUAGAUUUUGGAGAUGAUCUCUCCACAACACCAUCCAAUAUUCUAAUUGAAAAUGUUGUGAAAGUUCCCGUUAACCUGCUGCAAUCGAAUUAUGUUUGGUCCUCCCACUAUCCGAAUGCUUUCAAUUUUGGUGUCCUUGGCUCUCUGCUCUCGCAUGAGCUCAUUCACGGCUUCGAUGACACCGGGCGCAAUCAUGGCAAGGAUGGAAAUGCCCUGGAAUGGUGGGAUCCCAAAUCUUCGGAAAAUUUCAACAAACGUUCCCAGUGUUUCAAUAGCCAAUAUCAGGGCUUUGUUUUCCACAACAAACAUCUACCCGAUAUGCCGGCUCAAGGUGAGAAUAUUGCCGAUAAUGGUGGGGUAAGAUUGGCCUAUUCGGCCUAUUUAAAGUGGCUCAAGGAGGUCCAGGGAAAGCAUCCUUCGAGCAUUAUGGAAUCGAUGCCUGGCAUGAAAUUCAGCGAUAAACAGCUGUUCUUUGUCAGUUAUGGUCAGCUGUGGUGUGGUGAUGUCAAUCCGGUCUACAGACAGCUACAAGAAUCGACGGAUACCCAUGUCCCGGAUAAAUUUCGUGUCAUUGGUCCCUUAUCGAAUUUCGAAGAAUUUGCCAAGGAAUUUCAAUGUCCCGCGGGGAGUGGCAUGAAUCCAUACAAGAAAUGUGAAAUUUAUUGAGAAAUUAAUUUAAAUUUUAAUAAUGUUUAAAAUGUUAUAACAAAUAUUUUUGUAUUCAAACAUUUAAUUAUUUUAGAAACUGUGAUU